Paramuricea clavata is the source of this 450-nucleotide messenger RNA. NCBI's taxonomy places the organism in Eukaryota, Metazoa, Cnidaria, Anthozoa, Malacalcyonacea, Plexauridae. The record is from the annotation of a GenBank genome assembly.
AAAAGCAACGUCAAUAGACACAAGGAAGCUCGUGCUAACGAAAGGAAAAGACAGGAAUACAACGAAAAGUACGAUCGUCGUGUACAUCGCAGCAGAAAAGGCGAGAUAAAAGUAGGAGAUCAUGUGUUAGUGCGACAAAAUAGGCAAAACAAUCUGUCUCCAACCUUUGACCUAACACCAUAUGUCGUUACAAAGCGGCAAAACUCGCAUGUAACAGCCCGAAACAAAACCGGACAUAUGGUAACGCGCAACAUAUCGUUCUUUAAACGGAUAUCCAAACAAACAUCGAUUGAAACGGACGAUGAUGACGAUGAACGACGUACGGCAACGGAGAAUAGAGUAAACUGGAACGAUAACAACACUGAACAAGUGGACGAGCACAUAGGUCUACGCAGGUCACAAAGAAUUAGAGGAAAACCGGUCAGAUUUGGACAGUUGGUAUAUGAUUGA